Talaromyces atroroseus is the source of this 972-nucleotide messenger RNA. RefSeq lists its product as hypothetical. The record is from RefSeq and is a predicted model, not a curated record. The coding region runs from base 1 to 972 and encodes 323 amino acids. Gene Ontology annotation, molecular function: 4-alpha-hydroxytetrahydrobiopterin dehydratase activity. Gene Ontology annotation, biological process: tetrahydrobiopterin biosynthetic process. The transcript is spliced from 4 exons. NCBI's taxonomy places the organism in Eukaryota, Fungi, Ascomycota, Eurotiomycetes, Eurotiales, Trichocomaceae.
AUGUACUAUGAGAGCGCUAGUGAUGGGUGUAGGGCCCAGAAUGCUCACUGUUUAGAAUUGUCCAUUUUGGGAAGGUGUCGUGUUAGGAAAGUGUCGUGGCCUGAGGCGUCCGAGUCACGGGCCCCAAGCUUCCUCAGACGGCGCAAACAGCAACAACAACAACAACAACAACAACUACCACUACUACUACUACAACUGCCGCAACUACCACAAACCAUGUCUGCUACAACACCGACAAGAACAAAAAUAACGCAUCUGCUACAGCGGCGCUCAUUGCCGCAAUUGAGCCGUCCCGCCUUUCCCUUUGCAUUUCCAACCACCUGUCCCGCAAGAUCGCGACAACCGACUAGGAAAAACUUCGCAUCUGCCGUGGAUCGUGCGGAUAGUGCGGAACCUGUGUUUCCUGACUCUGUCAACUGCGAGCGACUAUCGGCGCUGCUUCGGUCACUGAUCGAGCAAAAACAAUGGACGCUGGAUGAAGACCGCGCGGGUGUUGCGAAGACGUAUUAUUUCAAGACCUAUACGAAAUGUCUGGACUUCACCCAAGUCAUCGGCAUUCGAAGCAAAUCGAAGAACCAUCACUCAACAAUAACUCUUAAGUCAGGCUCCGUCCGCGUCCACUGGACAACACACUAUCCUCGCGGUCUGACCGACAAGGACAUCGAAAUGGCACGGUACUGUGAUCAACAAGCCGAGACGAUUGGGACGGUCGAGCAGAGCGGCGCGAACAAAUCCCAUGAAUACGCACGUCCAAAGACCGAGGUAUUAUCUGUGUCCGAACACAUGGGAUGGCAAGCGGAUUCUGGGACAGCACGAUCUGGAGGCCAACAGACAAGCAGUUUGAGACGCACGACAGAAUGGCUGUAUCUCACAAGGCUUUUCCCUCUGUGUAAGCCAUACAGCGACCUUUUCACAGCCAUUGAGGUUAAAACCAGUACUAUUAUCAAUCAUGUGUCGAGCGGUGAGUUGUGA